UCCAUUUUCCUUCGUUUUCCCGAGAAAGUGGAACAAAACGGAGAUUGGAAAUCAGGAACGCAAAACAAGAAAAUCCCGAAAACGCGAUUAGGUCCACAAGUUGCAUUCUCGCAAUACCCAAUUGCUCUGUAUUUUCCAUGAUCUUUUCAUUCUUCUAUUUUUAUAGAUAUUUACGAAUCUCAAUUUUCUCGUUCUGAAUCCAAACCCGAUUCGAUUUCUGGCCAAUACCCAUUUGAAUUAACGCAAAACACGACAAUCUGAAAAGGGUUUGGGUUGUUGAUUCGAUAGAUUGAGAUGAAAAUGGAAAGGUGGAAAGAGCAAAACAAUGAGUAUUACGAUAAUUUAAUGUGUGAUUAUGAUCGAGAGGUACCCAGUAGAGAGCGUAGUCCUCCAUUGUCUUCAUCUCCUUCUAGACUUGGCUACAUCGAGCACCCUAUUUCCAAAUUGGACACCUUGGUUGGCAUCGCAAUCAAGUAUGGUGUUGAGGUUGCGGACAUCAAAAAGAUGAAUGGCCUUGUUACAGACCAUCAGAUGUUUGCGCUUAAAACUCUCCACAUUCCACUACCGGGAAGGCACCCUCCAUCUCCUUGUUUAUCAAAUGGUUCCAGUACUACAGGAUAUGGCAACUCUGAUUACAGUCCACCUGAUCAUGCAAACCGUGAACUGCUUGGAUCAUUCCAGUCCCUGAGAAUGAAGUCUUCAGAGUGGAAGGUCUCUCCAGCCAUGAACUCAUUACAGGGUUACUAUGGACUUAAAGCGACCUCUGGUUCCUCAGAAAAUGAUUCAUUCUCCACGAACUCACCUAUGUCUGGUCGACCACUGACUCAUCACCGGAAAUCCAAGAGUUUGGUCAAUGUAAUUAUGGAAGAGAUUAUGGAAAAGUUUGAUAUCGAACCAGCUGCAGAAACCAGGGAAGUUGACACCAAUAAAUGGAAUGACAAACAUUCCAGGAGGCGUCUGAAAUCUGAAGCUGACUUUACCAAGAUACCAGAGUUGGUUUUGAGGGAGGAUAAUAGCAGCAAUGGUGUUCUUCCAUCAAAAAAAGGAAAAGGCUUAGCUCUGAGACAGAAAGCAGUAACCCGAACUGCAGUGACAACUGAUUCUGAAUCAAGUGGUUUGAAUCCUGUCCUAAAUGGUAUUAUGGGGGAUGCUUUUAUAGCUGAAGGUUCAUCUGGUGUGAGGAAAUCAUCAAGUACAUCAUGUUUACAAGAGCAGGAUAACAAUGGCUCCUCAUCCAUUUGGCCAACCUCAAUGUGGAGUUUGAAACCAGACUUACAGGCCUUUUCAACUGCAGCCAUUGCAAAACCAAUCUUUGAUAGCUUGCCUAAGCCAAUAACUGGUCGAAAAAAUAAAGCUGCAAUUGAUUAAUAUAUAUAGUAAUUUAUCAAAACAAUUUUGAUCCCUUUUUUCAGGCUGUGGAAUCAUUAGCCACUACACCAAUGGGUAAAUUGGAGGAAGUAAAACAAAGUAGAAGGGAAAAAAUAUCAAAUAUCACAUUUUAUUUCUCUCUGGAUAGAGGCAAUGUACUUAUGCCAGAAAAUACUUCAAUUUAUUUUUUUAACAUAGUCUUGGCUGCCCAAUGGCCAUCUUAAGAAUGUAGGACUGAAAAGGACCAUCUUCCUCAACCUUAGCAUUCACCUAUUUUUUUGUAUAGUCAUAGUUAUGCUUUUGUGAGAUUGGGCACCUUGCAAGUGAAUGUAAUAUUUUGAACAGAUG
This is a messenger RNA of Gastrolobium bilobum, 1716 nucleotides long. RefSeq lists its product as uncharacterized. The record is from RefSeq and is a predicted model, not a curated record. NCBI's taxonomy places the organism in Eukaryota, Viridiplantae, Streptophyta, Magnoliopsida, Fabales, Fabaceae. The transcript has 3 exons. The coding region runs from base 295 to 1368 and encodes 357 amino acids.